AAGAAAAUAAUACCUUAAACCAAAGAUUUAUUAGUCAACAAUUAAGAAGAGAAUAUAAGCAAGCAAAAAGAGCAUAUAUUUCAUUAAAUAAUGAAAUUAAUGAAACUUCUGUAAAUCAGAGAUCUAUUGCAUAA
Messenger RNA from Racocetra fulgida, 134 nucleotides. NCBI's taxonomy places the organism in Eukaryota, Fungi, Glomeromycota, Glomeromycetes, Diversisporales, Gigasporaceae. The record is from the annotation of a GenBank genome assembly.